AUGGAAGUUUUCUCCCUCCUCUUGGUUGUGUCCGUCUGUUGGACUCGAACCUGGGACGCGGCGAUUGCGGAUUCAAUCAUACACAUAGGGGCAAUUUUUGAUGAAUCUGCCAAAAAGGAUGAAGAGGUGUUUCGUAUGGCAGUUGCUGACCUCAACCAGAAUGAUGAAAUUUUACAAACAGAGAAAAUCACAUGUUCUGUGACAUUUGUGGAUGGCAAUAAUCCAUUUCAGGCAGUUCAAGAAGCCUGUGACCUUAUGAACCAAGGCAUCCUGGCCCUUGUCAGCUCCAUUGGCUGUACGUCGGCGGGAUCCCUGCAGUCCUUGGCAGAUGCCAUGCACAUUCCUCACCUCUUCAUCCAGCGUUCAACAGCUGGGACUCCAAGGAGUGGCUGUGGGCUCACCAGGAGCAAUCGAAACGAUGACUACACACUGUCUGUCCGCCCACCGGUCUAUCUAAAUGAUGUUAUAUUGAGGGUGGUCACGGAAUAUGCCUGGCAGAAGUUCAUUAUUUUCUAUGAUAAUGAGUAUGAUAUCCGUGGAAUACAAGAAUUUUUGGACAAAGUAUCUCAGCAGGGAAUGGAUGUAGCGCUGCAGAAGGUAGAGAACAAUAUCAAUAAAAUGAUCACAGGGCUCUUUGCCACCAUGCGAAUAGAAGAAUUGAAUCGCUACCGGGACACUCUGAGACGAGCCAUUCUUGUAAUGAAUGCGUCAACAGCCAAGUCCUUCAUUACAGAGGUCGUGGAGACUAAUUUGGUUGCUUUUGACUGUCACUGGAUCAUUAUAAAUGAGGAAAUAAAUGAUGUGGAUGUGCAGGAGCUAGUGAGAAGGUCAAUUGGAAGGUUAACAAUUAUUCGUCAGACAUUUCCAGUCCCACAGAACAGCAGUCAACGGUGUUUCCGUGGCAACCACAGAAUAUCUUCAUCACUGUGUGAUCCUAAGGACCCUUUCUCCCAGAACAUGGAGAUUUCAAACCUCUACAUAUAUGACACUGUGCUUUUAUUGGCUAAUGCUUUUCAUAAGAAGCUAGAGGACCGGAAGUGGCACAGCAUGGCUAGUCUGACUUGUAUCAGAAAGAAUUCCAAACCCUGGCAAGGAGGGCGAUCCAUGCUGGAUACUAUCAAGAAGGGUGGAGUGAAUGGCUUGACUGGAGAACUGGAAUUUGCAGACAAUGGAAGGAAUCCCAAUGUCCAUUUUGAAAUUCUAGGGACCAAUUAUGGAGAAGAUCUUGGCAGAGGCAUCCGCAAGCUUGGCUGCUGGAAUCCUAUCACGGGUCUGAAUGGGUCACUAACAGACAGAAAACUGGAGAAUAACAUGCGUGGGGUAGUUCUGCGUGUGGUGACUGUGCUGGAAGAGCCGUUUGUGAUGGUGUCUGAAAAUGUUUUGGGAAAACCGAAGAAAUACCAGGGUUUCUCAGUAGAUGUCUUGGAAGCCUUAGCUAAUUACCUUGGCUUUAAAUAUGAAAUUUAUGUUGCACCAGAUCACAAGUAUGGAAGUCCCCAGGAGGAUGGGUCAUGGAAUGGACUGAUCGGAGAACUAGUAUUUAAGAGAGCUGACAUAGGGAUUUCUGCUUUAACCAUUACCCCUGAUCGGGAAAACGUGGUAGAUUUCACAACCCGCUACAUGGACUACUCAGUGGGAGUGCUGCUUCGAAAGGCUGAGAAGACAGUGGACAUGUUUGCCUGCUUGGCACCAUUUGACCUCUCCCUGUGGGCCUGCAUAGCUGGAACCGUGCUUCUGGUCGGACUACUGGUCUACCUCUUGAACUGGCUCAACCCACCACGCCUGCAGAUGGGAUCAAUGACUUCGACAACACUAUACAACUCCAUGUGGUUUGUUUAUGGAUCCUUUGUGCAGCAAGGAGGAGAAGUUCCUUAUACGACACUGGCAACCCGAAUGAUGAUGGGCGCCUGGUGGCUUUUUGCUUUGAUUGUCAUCUCAUCUUACACAGCAAACCUAGCAGCUUUUCUCACAAUCACUCGCAUUGAGAACUCCAUCCAGUCUCUCCAGGAUCUCUCCAGGCAGACGGAUAUUCCUUAUGGCACUGUCUUGGACUCUGCAGUCUAUGAGCAUGUUCGAGUGAAGGGGAUGAAUCCUUUUGAGAGGGACAGCAUGUAUUCCCAAAUGUGGCGAAUGAUUAACAGAAGUAACGGCUCAGAGAACAAUGUGCUGGAGUCACCAGCAGGCAUUCAGAAGGUGAAGUAUGGGAACUAUGCUUUUGUGUGGGAUGCAGCAGUACUGGAAUAUGUGGCCAUCAAUGACCCAGACUGCUCCUUUUACACCGUUGGGAACACUGUCGCAGACAGGGGCUAUGGAAUUGCACUUCAGCACGGCAGUCCCUACAGAGAUGUCUUCUCACAAAGGAUUUUAGAACUUCAGCAAAAUGGAGACAUGGAUAUACUGAAGCAUAAGUGGUGGCCGAAGAAUGGUCAGUGUGACCUAUAUUCAUCAGUGGAUACCAAACAAAAAGGAGGUGCCCUGGACAUAAAGAGCUUUGCAGGAGUGUUUUGUAUCCUAGCUGCUGGGAUUGUCCUGUCCUGUUUCAUUGCAAUGCUGGAAACAUGGUGGAAUAAAAGGAAAGGCUCCCGGGUUCCUUCUAAAGAGGAUGACAAGGAAAUUGACCUGGAACAUCUUCAUAGACGUGUUAACAGCCUCUGCACAGAUGAUGACAGCCCCCAUAAACAGUUUUCCACCUCGUCAAUUGAUUUGACCCCGCUGGACAUUGACACUUUGCCCACCCGCCAAGCACUAGAGCAAAUCAGUGACUUCAGGAACACUCACAUCACCACGACAACUUUCAUACCAGAACAGAUCCAGACUCUUAGCCGCACACUGUCAGCUAAAGCCGCUUCUGGUUUCUCCUUUGGCAACAUGCCUGAGCACCGAACUGGCCCUUUUAGGCACAGGGCACCUAAUGGGGGCUUUUUCAGAAGUCCUAUCAAAACAAUGUCAUCUAUCCCAUACCAACCAACUCCUACUCUGGGGCUCAAUAUCGGUAAUGACCCAGACCGGGGCACCUCCAUAUGAGCUUCAAACCAAGUUUUUUCACUGUUUCCUUUUAGGACUCCCUUUGCAAGGAGCAGCUGUAAUAUUGUGGGACUAACAUGGAUAUAACCUUUUUAAAAAAAAAAUCAAGAUUCUCAGUAACAACUCACUAUUUCUCCUUCUCUCCCCAGCUUUCCGUCUUCUCCUCUCUUCUCUUGUCAUGUUUCUUUAAAAAAAAAGUCAUCACACUAGUAUUCCAUUAGUACACUAUUCAUAUGCAUUAAGUAUAAGAAAUGUGUGCUGAGUAUGCAUGAAAGAUAGAGGAUUAUUUUGCAGAAGGGUGUUUGUAUCUCCCCUCUCUGUUUUUUUAUAUAAUUGCAAUAACUUCAGUCCCUUACAUUUGUUCUGCUGCAUCCAUUCACUGCUCCACUGCUGUUGUGUGUCCUUUUGACUGUGGACCAAAGGCAAACCCUGUAUUAAAAAAAUAAAAAUAAAAAAAGAAAUAAAGAAAAAAGGACAAAAAAAAUCAGGCCACAUAAUAUGAGAAUGCAAUUUUGUAGGAUUACAAAAAGCCAUUACUAUGCCAGUAAAGACUACAGUUAAAUCUACUUUUGCACUGCAACAGUGCAUAUGACCUUUAUGUGAUUGUACAGUGUUAAGUUUUUCUUAUGUACAGUAAACUGUAUCAUAUGGCAGAAGCCUCUGUUGUGUUAAAGUAUCACAUCAAUAUAUAUACAUAAGUAUGUAUAUAUAUAUACAUGUGUAUAUAUAUCUAUAAAAUGGCAGCCAUUGCUAUUGCAAUUCAUUUAAUAAAGCUUUAGUAAAAAUGUGUUGUAUACUGGAAAGAUAUACAGUCGGGGGUCUUUCUGUUUAGAAAAGCGAGAUGGCUUUAAUAUUAUACUGACUUGCAUUGUUUGCCAAGAAAGUUUAUUUUAUACUUUUUUAUUAGAACAUCUGGGACAAUUUCAUGUUUGUACCUAGAUGUAACUUAUUCAAUUAGGUUUUGCAUUGGCUAUUCGGUAGUGUAUAAGGCUAAACUUGGUAAUUUUACUUUUACUAAUUAAAAUGAAAAACUCUCUUAGGUAAACCACAUCCAUGGAUAUCUAAUACAGCUCUAGAGAAGUUUAAAUGUAGAUUGUAGAAGGUUAAAAAAUUCUCUUCCAAAUCAGCACCAUCAAUCAAUACAAUAACUGUAUUACUGGGACAAAAAACCCUUGAGAAAUAUUGAUGUGGCCUUAAUGACAUCAUAUAUUAUGCUAAGAAAAAAAUAAUCAAGCUAUCAUUUUAACCCUUAUUAUAUUAAUUUACAUUUAGAGAAGCUAUGUAAUUUUUUAUUAGUGUCAACUGUAUAGAAUGUUGAAAGAACAGCAAUGAGAGCAAAAACAGUGCCUGCUUUGGCACAAGCUUCUUAAAGUAACACUUAUCUGUUAGAAAUGUAGAUUGAGCUUUCAGUUUAUAAUCCUUAAAACUAGUAGUGUUGUUAAAUAGAAAACAAGCAAUUUAUCCCAUGCUGAGUUCUUUGUUUUUGUUUUUUUUUGUUUGUUUGUUUUUGUUUGGUUUGUUUGUUUGCUUGUUUUUUACACAGCCAUAUACUUCUGUUACCCUAACUCAUUCUAUGGCUAGAACUGAUAUAGGAAUCAGCCUAUGUGAUUUGCUUUAGGAGAAAUUAAAGGUAUAUUCUUCAGCUCUAUUCUGUUUUGAUGCUAAUUCUGUUCUGGGGGAGCAUCUUGUACUGUCAAUGUUUUUGUACUAAAUCUUCAAAUAUUGUCUACUGUGUAAGGCAGAACAACUUCUUAUCAUGCAAAAGGCCAUUUUGUUUCCAGGGUAGCAAGUGUCUAAAAGCAUGCACAACUUGUUUCCUCUUGUAACAUUCAUGAACUCAUACACAAAUCUGAUUUUUUUU
Pelodiscus sinensis (Chinese soft-shelled turtle) is the source of this 4885-nucleotide messenger RNA. It is a transcript of the gene GRID2, whose product is annotated as glutamate ionotropic receptor delta type subunit 2. The record is from RefSeq and is a predicted model, not a curated record. Gene Ontology annotation, cellular component: membrane. Gene Ontology annotation, biological process: monoatomic ion transport. NCBI's taxonomy places the organism in Eukaryota, Metazoa, Chordata, Testudines, Trionychidae. Gene Ontology annotation, molecular function: ligand-gated monoatomic ion channel activity; signaling receptor activity.